This is a messenger RNA of Coregonus clupeaformis (lake whitefish), 2571 nucleotides long. Its product is annotated as sorting nexin-27. Gene Ontology annotation, molecular function: phosphatidylinositol-3-phosphate binding; protein binding. Gene Ontology annotation, cellular component: early endosome. The coding region runs from base 109 to 2349 and encodes 746 amino acids. The transcript is spliced from 13 exons. NCBI's taxonomy places the organism in Eukaryota, Metazoa, Chordata, Actinopteri, Salmoniformes, Salmonidae. The record is from RefSeq and is a predicted model, not a curated record. Gene Ontology annotation, biological process: signal transduction; intracellular protein transport.
UCAUGUUAAUAGAACUCCCUCUGAGUCGGUCUCGAGGAGUUAGUCUGAGCGUAUUUCUUCUUGUUGUUUUAAAACCGCUAGACACCGACUGGAGGCAUUGAGUAGAAGAUGGCGGAUGUUGAAAGCGAUGAAAUUCGGUCGGCUCUCCCUUCGGCUUCCCGCAAUGGACCCGCUGCAGGUUCGGUAGUUGGUACUGGAGUCGAAAAUGCUACCCAAGUGACGUCAGGUCCACGGAUGGUUAGAAUUGUAAAGUCGGAAUCAGGAUAUGGAUUCAACGUUCGUGGACAAGUUAGCGAAGGAGGACAACUGCGAAGCAUCAAUGGGGAAUUGUACGCACCUCUUCAGCAUGUCAGUGCUGUUUUGCCUGGAGGGGCAGCGGACCGAGCUGGCAUAUCAAAGGGUGACAGGAUUCUGGAGGUUAAUGGUGUGAGCGUGGAGGGGGCCACCCACAAGCAGGUGGUGGAUCUGAUCCGGGCCGGGGCGAGGGAGCUGUUGCUUUCUGUGCUGUCUGUGCCGCCCCAGGAGGCAGAUGGCCUUGAGGCCGUGGACGAGAGCGCGGCCCAGCUCAGCUAUGACUACAGCGACAAGCAGGCCGUGCCCAUCUCCAUCCCCACCUUCAAGCACGUGGAGCAGCAUGCCGAGAGGUUUGUGGUGUACAAUGUGUACAUUUCGGGCAGGCAGCUGUGCUCCAAGCGCUACCGGGAGUUUGCUAUCCUGAACCAGAACCUGAAGAGGGAGUUUGCCAGUUACACCUUCCCCAAGAUCCCAGGGAAGUGGCCCUUCUCCCUGUCUGAGCAGCAGCUGGACACACGCCGCAGGGGCCUGGAGGAGUACCUGGAGAGAGUUUGUUCAGUACGGGUGAUUGGGGAGAGUGACAUCAUGCAGGAAUUCCUUUCUGAAUCAGAUGAGAAUUACAAUGGAGUUUCAGACGUGGAGCUGCGGAUAGCCCUGCCAGACAAGACCACCAUCUCUGUCAGAGUGCGCAAGAACAGCACGACCGACCAAGUCUACCAGGCUUUAGUGAUGAAAGUUGGUAUGGACAGCAUCAUGGCCAGCUACUUUGCCCUCUUUGAAGUCAUCAACCACUCCUUUGUGCGAAAACUGGCUCCCAACGAGUUCCCCCACAAGCUGUAUGUGCAGAACUACACGUCGGCCGUGCCGGGCACCUGCCUGGCCCUCCGCAAGUGGCUUUUCACCUCUCAGGAGGAGGAGCUGCUCAGGGACAACACGCUGGCCGUCCACUACUGCUUCCACCAGGCAUUGGAUGACGUGAAGAAGGGAUUCAUCAAAACAGAAGACAAUUCUUACCAGCUGACGAAACUGGCAGAGCAGCGCAAGAUGGCCAUGUACCUGAGUCUGCUUCGCUCCUGUGAGGGCUACAACGAGGUCAUGUUCCCCCACUGCGCCUGUGACUCCCGGAGGAAGGGCCACGUCAUCACGGCCAUCAGCAUGCACCACUUCAAACUGCACGCCUGCACAGAGGAUGGCACGCUUGAGAACCAGGUGAUAGCAUUUGAGUGGGUGGAGAUGCAGCGCUGGGACACUGACGAGGAAGGCAUGGCGUUUUGCUUUGAGUAUGCCAAGGGGGAGAAGAAACCUCGCUGGGUCAAGAUCUUCACACCAUACUUCAACUACAUGCACGAGUGUUUCGAGAGGGUCUUCUGUGAGCUCAAGUGGAGGAAACAGGUUGAAGAGGAGGCCUCUGACAAAGACAACCAGAACUGCAGUAACAAUGAAGUCCUUGGAGGCGGCCUCCACAAAGUUGGGAGCGGACAUGAGGAUGGCGAUGGUGCAGAUGAUGUUGAACACACUGAAGGCCACCAGGCAAAGCCGGUCGAUGACUGCUGCCGCAAACUUCCACUGGUCAGCCACGCUCUCCGUCUCAUCCUGCUCACGGAAGCGGUCUGCCAUGUAACGCACUUCCUCCAGAAUAGCCUGGAGCUGGGGGUCGCCUAUACCCCCUGCCGAGUACUGUCCUCCGCCCCCCAUUCCGAAGCCCCCGCCACUGGAAACGGUGCUAGGGCAGCCCACGGUGUCCGCAUUGGGGGUGGGGGGUGGCGGAGGGCUGCAGAAUGGAGGGGGCAGAUUGGGAGGGGGGCUGCCUGCUACUCGAGGAGGCCCGGCCGAGAUGCUGUAACUCUGGAUGUGAUCUGGGAGCAGUGGGGGUUCGUCCAGGUUCUGGAAGCCGAUGUAGAGCAGGUUUCCAUUGUUGUUGGCGCUGGACUGGGCGUGAAGGUGGGGGUGACCCGCGUGCAGGGGGCCAGCCUGGAGAGGGGCCAGGUUCUGGGGGUGGAGCGGGUGGAGUGUGGGGUCUGGAGGGUUAGGGAUGCUACCACUUUGGGAGCUUGAGGAGCAGCGCCGUAGGUGGGGGGCACAGGGUGGUCGCUCUGGGUCAUCACUCUCCCCUGGGCGCUUCAUACGUAGGAACCAUGCUACCCACUGCAGUAGGACCACAUUAACCUGAAAGGAAGAGAAAGAGAGAAGUGAGAAUCAAUCAGAGAAGGAUGUUAUAAUAUAUACUGAGUGUACAAAAUAUUAAGAACACCUCUUUCCAUGACAGACUGACCAGGU